Helobdella robusta is the source of this 261-nucleotide messenger RNA. RefSeq lists its product as hypothetical. Gene Ontology annotation, molecular function: RNA polymerase II cis-regulatory region sequence-specific DNA binding; nuclear receptor activity; zinc ion binding. The transcript has 2 exons. The record is from RefSeq and is a predicted model, not a curated record. Gene Ontology annotation, biological process: negative regulation of transcription by RNA polymerase II; cell differentiation; positive regulation of transcription by RNA polymerase II. The annotation marks the transcript as partial. Lineage: Eukaryota; Metazoa; Annelida; Clitellata; Rhynchobdellida; Glossiphoniidae.
AAAAUCUGCGGAGUGUGCGGAGAUAAAGCGCUCGGUUUCAAUUUUGAUGCGAUCUCCUGCGAGUCAUGUAAGGCAUUCUUCAGGCGGAAUGCUCCCAAAGGAUUGGGCUAUUUCAAAUGCCCGUACGACGAAAAAUGCAAAAUGGAUCUAUCAAACAGAAGAUUCUGCAAAAGGUGCAGGCUGAAGAAAUGUUUCGAGAUCGGUAUGAGAAAGGAGUACAUACUCUCUGAGGAAGAAAAGGCCCAGAAGCGGCAGAAGAUC